This is a messenger RNA of Cucurbita pepo subsp. pepo (vegetable marrow), 711 nucleotides long. The record is from RefSeq and is a predicted model, not a curated record. Lineage: Eukaryota; Viridiplantae; Streptophyta; Magnoliopsida; Cucurbitales; Cucurbitaceae.
UCAUUCAAUCAAUUGUAUUCCCAAUACCCUUUUCUUCUCCGUCCACCUCCUUCCAUGGCGGUGGAGCUUCUCUCAGCCUACACCAACGCCCAUCUCUCCGCCGCAAUGGACCAAGACUCCGCCGUCCAUGAAGCCGCCUCCGGUAUCCACACCCUCAAAAAGCUCAUCUCAUUACUCUCCCACUCCCCACCUUCUAACCUCGACUCCGAUUGCCAAGCCGUUGCUAACGCCGCCGUCUCCCAUUUCAAAAAGGCCAUUUCUCUCCUCGGCCACUCCCCUCGUACCGGACACGCUCGAUUCCGCCGCGCCCCUUUAGAUUCCUCUCAAAUUUACAACGCAACCCCCAUUCAGCAAAUCCCUCCGCCGCCUCUCGAAUCAGCCACCACCAUUAAUUUCUCUCAUUCCUCGUUUCCCGCCGCCGACUCUGAAAUUAACCUCCAACACCAACCCUCUUCCUCUUCUUUUCAAAUCACUGAUCUCUCCAGGGUUUCCUCUGUUGUCUCUAAGCCCUCUUCUGGCUCCAAGAGAAAGUGCGGCUCUGAAAAUUUGGGCUCUGGGAAGUGCGGCGAAUCCUCCGGUGGUCGAUGCCAUUGCUCCAAGAAGAGCAGAAAAAUGAGGUUCAAAAGAGUGGUGAGAGUUCCAGCUAUUAGCUCAAAGAACGCUGAUAUCCCUCCUGAUGAUUAUUCAUGGAGGAAGUAUGGACAGAAGCCA